AUGGUGCUGUCACAAGUACCCCUAGAGGUGGAAGCUAUGGGGAGCCGAGAGACUCAGGAGCCCAGCUGGCUUCACCCAGUGGAUCCCGCACCAGGGCUGCAGGUGGAGCUGCCUGCCAGUUCCGUGAUAUGCGCUCGCACUCCUCAGCCCUUGGGUGAUCGAUGGGACUGGGCGCCGUGGAGCAGGGGGCGGCGCUGGUCGGGGAGGCUCGGGCUGCACAGGAGCCCACGGAGCGGGGGGAGGCUCAGGCAUGGCGGGCUGCAGUCCCCAGGCCUGCCCCGCGGGAAGGCAGCUAAGGCCCGGCGAGAAAUCGAGUGCAGCGCCGGUGGGCUGGCACUGCUGAGGGACCCAGUACACCCUCCGCAGCCGCUGGCCCGGGUGCUAAGUCCCUCAUUGCCCCGGGGCCGGCAGGGCCGGCCGGCUGCUCCGAGUACGGGGCCCGCCAAGCCCACGCCCACCCGGAACUCCAGAUGGCCCGCAAGCGCCACGCGCAGCCCCGGUUGCCGAUCGCGCCUCUCCCUCCACACCUCCCUGCAAGCUGAGGGAGCCGGCUCCGGCCUUGGCCAGCCCAGAAAGGGGCGCCCACAGUGCAGUGGUGGGCUGAAGGGCUCCUCAAGUGCCGCCAAAGUGGGAGCCCAGGCAGAGGAGGCGCCGAGACCGAGCGAGGGCUGUGAGGACUGCCAGCACGCUGUCACCUCUCAAAAGUAUUCAUCUGGCCACACUGUGUCGCCCAGCCUGGAGUACAGUGGCACAAUCACGGCUCACUGCAGCCUUGACUCCUCAAGCUCAAGUGAUUCUCCUACUUCAGUCCCCUGAGUAGCUGGGACUAUAGCCAGUUUCAGACGUUGGAAGCUGGACCUGCUCUGCCCAGAAAGCCUCAUUAUGAAGAGAAGGAAGUACCCAGCAUCCCAGGAGUCAAGUGUUAGCUGACCCAAUUAUUCACAUGUUGAAGACAGGCAAUGGCAAAAAUUGGAAUGGAAAAAAAUAAAAGAGACCCAAAUCCUCUAUGACAGCCAGGAGGUAAUGAUGGAGCAGUGGUGAGAACCACUGAAUGCCACAGGCCUCAAAGGAAGAAAAAAGAGCUUUUGAAUGAGGCAAACUGCUGCAUGGAUAAGAGGCAGUCUGGCCGCAUGAGAAGGUUAAUCCUUGAGCAUCCUUCUCUUGGGAUUUUCUCUGGGAAAAUCCCAGUUUCACUUCCAGAAAGGUGUAUUAGUUUCUUUGGGCUGCUAUAACAAAGUACCACAAACUCAGUGGCUUAAAACAAGAGAAAUGUGUUCUUUCCCAGUUCUGGAAACUGAAAGUUUGAGAUUAAGUGUUGGCAGAGCCAUGUUUGCUCUGAAGGCUCUAGGGAAGAACCCUUCCUUUUCAUGUCCUGGCUUCUGGUGAUGUCGGCAAUCCUUGCAUUCCUUGACUUGUAGCUAUAUUGCUCCAGUCUCUGCCUCCAUUCUCUUCCCUGUGUCCCCUCUGUGUCUUCAAAUCUCUCUCUCCUUGAAAGGACACUAGCCAUUGGAUUUAAGGCCGUCCUAGUUAAGAAUGACCUCAUCUCAACUUGAUUACAUCUGCAAAGGCCCUAUUUCAAAAUUCAGUUACAUUCAAAUAGACUGGGGUGAGGAUGUCAAAAUAUCUUUUUGGGGGACACAAUUCAACCUACAGCAGAAAGGAGUAGAAGCAACAUCGUGUGAUCAGGCUGAAGGAGAGAUGAAUUAUUUAUAAUCGAGUGAGGACUUCAUAGAAUUAAACAGAAAGGAUUAGACAUGGGUUAUCAAGAGAUGACUGUCAAAAGGCAGGAAGCUUGGAAGAGAUAGUUGUAGCACUGAUGCUUAUAAAGCAGAGAUCUGAAAGUUGAAGGUCCCAGGGAAAAGCCAGAUGAUGUCAAUGAGUGAAGCAUCUGCAUGGGGUGUGUAGUGAAAUCUGAAAGCAGCCACUGCUCAGCUCCAGCUGGUUGCUGUCACAAGAGAAUAGACCCCAUGUUGUCAGAUUUUUCAAAAAUAAGCAGUACACUCAGAUUAUGUGGCAUCUCCUGAAUUUAAAAUGAUGACAGAUAGUUACACAUGUUGAUGAAGUGUAGAGACUACAAACCCUGAUGCUGGCUGGAUUUGUACCAUGGAUGGUCAAGGAUCACAUAGCUAGGAGAGGCAGGGUAUACAGGACAGGCAGGAUAUACAGGACAGGCAGGCAGGAUAAAAAUGGAAUGCACAGCUCAGUGUUCUCAUUGGCAUGCCACUGCUCUCCCUGGUCAUAUGGAAAGCUGUUAGGAUGCAGAGUCUAAGCCCUGGUGGUUUCUGCUGAGCAGGCUGCCAGAAACAGAUGGUUUUCUUUUUGUUAGAGAUAAUCACGACUUCUCCCUCUAAAGAGCUUACUGUCCAUUUGAGUGGAGAAAACUGCUGUACUUGAGAUGGGAGAUUUCUUGUGCAAAUCACCUGUGUAGCCAGAGCUUCUCAGGUUGAGUAGGAUUUAGGCAUGCAAAGGAGGUGGCCUCACUCAGUGUCCUCCAAGAAGGGAAAACAGCAUGGAGACAAGCAGGGAGAUGGUGUGUGCAGGAAGAGUAAAGAGCCCACCUUGAAUGUAGGAUGUCAGGAGAUCAUGGGAAGGUCUCCCAGUGUUGUCUGUUCUUCUUCUCCCCCUCCAGGUUCACUCUCUCCCUUGCUCUGGGUCUCAGGAUGCUGGCGUCUAGGGACUGAACCCACCAGGCUCCCUUGCCCUUUGACGUCUGCUUUAGUUAAGCUAAUGGGAGGUACCAGCAAGAGAUAAGAGGGCUGGAGGGAACUGAUCAGGGUAUUUAUUUCCCAAGCACCCUUUUUGUUGGGCUGUGGGUUGGCAGCAGGGGUCACUGGGCAGCCCUUUUCUUCAGCUGUAGAUCUUACUGGAUUUCUAUAAAUGCUUGUUGUUCUUGCCUUGUCAGGCCCAGGGGUGGUGGCAGCUCCCUGCCAUUUGCCAGCUGCUGGGUGCUUCACCAUCCCUGAGUCACCUCAAUCCCACGCUCUUCUUUGUGAAUUGUCCCUUCAUUAAACUCUCCUCAAGUAUUCUGUUUGAGUGUGCCAUGUAUUUCCUGCUGAAGCGUUGAAUUAUGUGUACAGAAUAAAUAUAAAUGUAAACAAACAAACAGGUAUACCUUGAAGAUAUUGCAGGUUUGGUUCCUGACCACUAUAAUAAAGUGAAUGUUGC
Gorilla gorilla gorilla (western lowland gorilla) is the source of this 3165-nucleotide messenger RNA. RefSeq lists its product as uncharacterized. NCBI's taxonomy places the organism in Eukaryota, Metazoa, Chordata, Mammalia, Primates, Hominidae. The transcript has 5 exons. The record is from RefSeq and is a predicted model, not a curated record. Bases 1 to 816 code for a protein of 271 amino acids.